Brenthis ino (lesser marbled fritillary) is the source of this 246-nucleotide messenger RNA. Lineage: Eukaryota; Metazoa; Arthropoda; Insecta; Lepidoptera; Nymphalidae. The record is from the annotation of a GenBank genome assembly.
AUGGAUGACAACUGCCUCGGUGGUGUAGUGGCUAGCAUGUACGGCUGCACACUCGGAGGUCCUGGGUUCGAGUUCCGGGUCGGGCCAGGUUUAGUUAUUGAGUCUUUCUGUAUAGUAAGUCUCAGUAGCAGCCCGGAGUUGGGCAGAUGGCGGUGUUUUACCGCCGUGUCUCGGAGAGCACGUAAAGCCUUCGGUCCUGCGCCUCAACUCUCACCGGUCGUGUCGAGCAGUCGUCCCACCGGAGUA